Metarhizium acridum CQMa 102 is the source of this 1749-nucleotide messenger RNA. The record is from RefSeq and is a predicted model, not a curated record. Lineage: Eukaryota; Fungi; Ascomycota; Sordariomycetes; Hypocreales; Clavicipitaceae.
AUGGCCAGCAGUCACACUCCCACCAUCAAUGGCGACAUCAACGGAAAGGCCGGCAAACACGCUGCCGCUGUCUCGAUCACAGCAGUGGACAGGGUAACUCUCACGAUUAAUCAUCUCACGAUCAACGGCCUGCUCUCGCAGCAGCAGGAGCAGCAGGAGCACGGAUCCGUCGCCAGCUUCCGCAACAUCAAGUUCGCCGAGAUUCCAGGCCGCUGGCACGAGGCAAGGCUGCUAGACGUGCAAUCUCAAAAGGGCUUAUGGGACGCGACCAACUGGGGGCCGCGGCCGCUCCAGACUGUCGACACGAUGCCCGCAAUGACGGGCCAUUUGUGUCCCCGGCUGUCGGUUUAUAAUGCCAUGUCCGAAUUCGAAUGCCUGAACCUCAACGUCUACACCCCAGUCACUGCAUUGCAAGACGCUGCGAGGAACGACCCGGAGUUGCUGCCGGUCAUUGUCUGGAUUCACGGGGGUUCCUUUGAAUGGGGCGACGGGAGCUGCGAAUGCGACGGGCAGUAUCUCGUGAACCGCUCGAUACAGACGUCCCGGCCCGUGCUGAUGGUCAGCAUCAACUACCGACUGGGGAUGCUGGGCUUCUUUACGUCCAAGGAACUGCGUCAGGAAGCCCGCGAUCGUGGUGAGGCCGGGUGCAGCAAUCUCGGGCUUCACGACCAGAGGCUGGCACUCCAAUGGGUCCACAACAACAUCCAUUUCUUUGGCGGCGAUGCGUCGCGUAUCCUGCUGGCUGGGGAGUCGGCCAGGGCAAUCUCCGUCCUCGCCCACCUCAGGGGCAAAGUACCCAUGGCAACAUCUGCGCUGCUCAUGUCCCCUGCCAUGAUAGGCCCGAAGCCCUUUGCCGAAUCCCAGCGUACAUUUUACAAGGUGUGCGGGACCCUGGGCGUCGCAGGACAGGAGAUGUCGGCCAGCGAGAAGCUGGCGGCGCUGCGGCGUCUCUCCUAUGAGGCCGUUGGAGUUGGGAGCCAGCGCUUCGCCCAAUCCCUCGUUGCGUACGUCGGCGAUGCCUUGUUCAGCAAGGCCGUCCGCUCCAUUGCCGAGACGCACUUGAGCUUUCGAAAUGCCAGCCAGAGCGCACAGCCUCAGGUCCAUCUCUAUCGCUUCGAUCAGCCCGACCUCGUGGCCGAGGGCGAGCCGCAUCGAGGCCGUGCCUACCACUCCCUCGACAACAGCUUCCUCUUCUAUUUCCCUGCCGUGGCGGGAGACAAAGCCCCAGAGCAAAUGCGUACCACGGCGGACGAAUUCAGCGGCGCGGCGCUUCGUCUGGCCCACGGGGAUGAGCUGUGGGAGCCUCUCGGCAAAGAGAGCACCAACAAAUUCGCCAUCUUUUCAGGCGACGGGAUGCAGGUGGUUCCUCAGACUCCACCAAUUUGGGCGCGUCUUGUAGAUACUCCUGAAAGGCUGGAGCAGCUUUUGUUGGGUAAGGAGCUCUUGUGGAAGACGGCGACAAUUGCCACAGGCAAGUCUGGUCAGGGCAUGUGUGAUUUGACUGUGGUCCAUUAUGAGGAAACGUCCCAAGGUUUGACUCUUGUUAGCUUGGCUCGGAGCGGUGACCAGCUGUCCUAUAGCUGCACUUACAGAGCCCCAACGCGCAACACGCCGUGUUUGGAAGUCAGUGUCAGAAUAGUAAAGCAAUACGCCAGAAUUCAGGUUUUCUUUCUGUCUGAGGAGGAUCAAAUUACCAACGUAAUUGCUACUUCUGUUGGUGCUGGGCGGUUCAGCUACACUAAAGACUAG